CUGUCGGGGAUAGGUGCCUAGCAAAAGUACAAGCAACUGCCUUCAGUCGUUGGUUGCACAAUGGCGUGCUCGGAUCGUGUUUGCUUGUUCUCUUGCCGCCGACGUUUCUGAGCGGAGGUCGGCCCAACGUUGGACCGUUCGUUGCGCGGAUAUUUAUCACAUAUUGAUUUCCGCUUCAUUAUUCUCCUCCUCAACUCAGAAUCCUUCUCACAUCAAAAUUUCAAAUUUUUUUUUGUGUCUCGAGUAUGUGUGAGAAUUUAAACUAAAUCAACGAAGAAUAAUCAAAAAAUCCUUUUUCCCGGGAUAAUAGUGACAAGAAGAGAAUAAACAACAAAAAACACCAUCAUCACGCACGCAAAAUCAACGGUCGCAAACAACGUCUUGGAAGAAACCAACCCCCGUUCAGGAACAUAAUCGGCAUACAAUGGUUUUCUUUUUUGGAUAUAGAAAUGACAAAUCGACUUAGCCUUUUACAAUUAAAAAAGGACCUAUUCAUCCGGGUGACUCGACAUUAACGGUCAGUCAUCUCUUGAAGAUCUCCUUCCGUCCAAGGAUUCCAUUGAGAUUCCAAAUAUAUAAACGCACAAAAGCCACAUUUUGCAAAUUAAUCAACAAAUUCACGAAGAAAUCUCCUUCAUCCUCAAAAAUAUAUAAAUAUAUAUAUAUUAUUCAACUUGUUAUUUUUAACCACCCAAGUGUUCGUGUUUUAUAUAACUCAGAGUCAAGAAAAAAUAUUAAUUUAGAAGUGAAUUUUUUAAAAAUACAUCAUCACAAUCAUGGUGAUUUAGUUAGAUUUAUUUUAGUUAUAAAAAGAAGAAGAAGAAGAAGAAGAAGCAUUAAGGUUGUGAAAAAGGAAUACAAAAAGAAGUGUGUGUUGUGUUUUGUGUGAACUAUUAUAAGUUCGCGCAACAUGAGAGUGGCUGUGAGUAGACAGGAUCCCUAUCAUCUUCAAGUGAGUCGUACAGGUACUGGAAAAUUUCUAGUUAGAAAUUACCAGGAUGUACCACAAUCGAAGAAUAGUGAAGAAACACCGGUUACACCAGUUGUAUUCUCAAGUUGUGAACCAAUUAACACCGAUCGUCAAGGACCAACGAUCCUUGGAGAUCGGUUCCUUCUUCUUGAUGCAGCAGCUGAAGGUAGCGCACUUUAUAAGUGUGUCGAUGUGAAAACAGGCCAACAACUUAUUGCUAAGGCAUUGACACCGGGAGAUAAGGUUGAUGAAGCACUUUUACAAGCGCAUUUGCGACUGGAUGGUACUGGAGCCACAAGUGAAAUAGCAGGUGUGGUGGAUGUACCAGGAGGUCGACGAUACCUUCUCCUCGAGGGUCACUACGGCGACCUACACGCCUACGUGAGGGCGCGUAGAAGGCUACGGGAACCGGAGGCACGGAGACUUUUCCGUCAAGCCGCCAGGGCUGUAGCCAAGUGCCACGAGAAAGGAGUUGUUCUCAGGGAUCUUAAACUUAGGAAAUUUGUCUUUACCGAUGAAACGCGAACACGUCUUCGACUCGAGAGUCUGGAAGAUGCAGUGAUCGUGGAGGAUUUGGACGACAAGUUGACGGAUCGUCGCGGAUGUCCGGCUUACGUGGCGCCGGAAGUUCUGUGUUCAGGACGAGCUUACUCCGGAAAGGCAUCUGACAUCUGGUCGUUGGGAGUUCUUCUCUUUACGAUGCUUGUUGGUCGUUACCCCUUUAAUGGAGCUGAGCACGCGUCCCUAUUCGCUAAAAUAUCACGUGCCCAAUUCUUGAUACCAGAAGGCCUUAGUUCUAGAGCACGAUGUUUAAUUCGCACCCUUCUUAGAAGGGAUCCCACCGAGAGACCUGAUUCUGAAGAUGUUAUUCGACAUCCAUGGCUAACAAGGCCCAUUAAAUCAUCUGGAAGAUCAUCACACGACCAGCUCGUUCCAGAGCCAAUUAAUCAUUCUCAAGACUGAUUUUAUCCAAGAGAAUUCCACGCCUCAAAACUGCGUUAAUUUUCAUUCUUUUGAAUCAGACGUUUUUUUUCUUUAUUCUUCAAAAUAUAGUUUUCCAUCAUGGGAAAAAAGACAUUUUUUUCAAACUCACAAACUUUUUCUAAAAUGAAAAAAGAUUUAUUCUCUAUCAAAUUCUCAAAUUUUAAUCAAAAAUCUUUUUUCAUUUUAAAGUUUAGUUUUUGUAAAACACAUUUUCCCACACCGGGUGGCUUCCCACAUGGCCUUAAAAUAUAUUUAAAUAAAUGCAUUCGUAUUUUUCUGCUUUGUUGUCGAAAGCUUUUUAAAUAUAAAUUAUAUAGUAUAUUAAUUAUAAUUUUUGAAAGCAUUGAAAUACGAAUGUAUUUAUGAGAUUCAGUUUCAAAUUAAAUAUAUGCGACCAAAAUUAUUUUUAUAAAUCAAAAAAGGUCUGAUUUUAAAUGAUGAAAUCUAGCUUUUAAGUUCUUCCACUGACAUCGAACUGAAGACAUGAAUGUGUAAAUUCCAUAUUUACAGAAUGAAACUUUUUUUUCUGCGACACCAAAAAACCAAGGAAAUCUUUUUCUGUAGUUAUUUACUAAAAAUUUAUUCACUGCAUUUAAAAGUUGAUAUAAAAAUGUUUACGAUUUAAGGGCAUGCCUAAAAAUGUAAAAAAUAGUAACAAUAUUCAUUUCUAAGGAAAAACAUAAAAGCAAGUUAUGUCAGAAAUCUACUUUAUCAACUGUCAUAUUCAUUUCUUGAGUUUUUUUAUACACCUCGAAUAUUUGUCGUUCAUAAUGUAGACAAUUAAUAAACUCAACGAUUUACAUUACAGACUGUAAUAUGUACAAUAUUGAUUGCAAAAUUUACAAUACAAACUGUAACAUUUACAAUACAAAUUGUAACCCUUACAAUACAAACUGUAAUAUUUACAAUACAUACAGUGAAAUUAACAAUACAUAUUGUAAAAUUCACCAUAUGUAUUGUAACAUUUACAAUACAUAAUUAUAAAAAAUGUAAUAUUUGCAAUACUUUCACGCUUUCUGGAAAUACAAUUUAAAAUACAAGUUGUAAAUGAUACGAUUAAUUUUUAUUUUAAUAAUUUGAUUAAACAGGCAGUGAAAAAUAUCCGUUUUUCUAAGUAUCAAUGUAUAACAUUUGUUGAACAUGCCCUUAAUGAACUAUUUAAAAUUCAUAAACUUGAUGCAUUUUUAAGCCAUUGGCAAAAAAAGAAACAUCACGUUCUUGUCUUCUGAUCUUUGAUUAUAGUCAAGAAAAAGCGAUUGUGCGUAAAACAUCGAUAGCAUAUAAAGAAAUAAAAAAGAAAAAAAACUUGGAAAUUUUUCUAAGUCAUUUUAUAUGAAAAAAAAGAUUUUUUUUUCAAGAAGUAUUAUUUAUAUAUGUAUACGAAUAUCUAUAUUUAUUUUAUUUACGUUUUCUUUAUAUUUGCCCUAUGUCAAUUAUUAUUUUCCCUCAGUCAAGUAAAAAAUGAGAAUGUUUGUAAAAUUUUUUAAAUUAUUUUUUACAUUUAAUUUAGAAAAAAAGAAAUCAAUAUUUCUGAAAAAAAGAAUUGAAUUGUACGAUAAAUUGUAAAAUGUCGAUGUAAUCAUAUACGCAAUCGUUUGUUCAAUUAGUCAACAAAUCGUAUAAAGUCAUAUACGAUUUUUCCUAUUCCGCGUCAAUAUUUCUAUUUAAAAGAAAUAAUUUUUUUUUGAGCAGACAUUGUUUGCGAAUAAUUUUAUAUAUGUUUAGUGAUAUGUGGUUUAAAUAUCAUUGAUUUUUUUCUUCUUUUUUUUGAAAAAAGUGCCACUUUGUUGUUCGACAAACUGAUAUCGUCGAAUUAAUAUAUUGUGUAGACUAUUUGUAUGCAAUCAACUACUGGCUUUUAUUAUCACUAGAUUUAAAAUACCCGGUGUUUAAUAUUUUUCCAAUAAAUAUGUAUAAAUUGACUUGUUUGUAAAUUUCAAAUUAGAAUUUAAGAAAUUAAAUAAAAAUGUAAACUUGACUUUUCUAGAAAAAUUUACGUGAAAAAAAUAUAUAUCUAUCUCCUUUUUUGCCAGUAGGAUGAGUGUUUCGAGUUUUAAGAUUAUUGUACAUUUGUACAUUUGUCACGAAACUGUAAAUAUAUUCAGUUGUCUAAGUCGUACAGUUAGUGAAGCUAAUUCAAUCCCUGUAUGCUAAGCAAUAAAACAAUGUUUGUGAAUGAA
Molecule: messenger RNA, 4134 nt
Organism: Leptopilina boulardi
Lineage: Eukaryota; Metazoa; Arthropoda; Insecta; Hymenoptera; Figitidae
Gene: trbl
Product: tribbles homolog 2-like
Exons: 4
Coding region: 911-1933 (340 amino acids)
Biological process (GO): protein phosphorylation; positive regulation of proteasomal ubiquitin-dependent protein catabolic process; regulation of MAP kinase activity
Cellular component (GO): nucleus
Molecular function (GO): protein kinase activity; mitogen-activated protein kinase kinase binding; ATP binding
Source: RefSeq, a predicted model, not a curated record